Molecule: messenger RNA, 2839 nt
Organism: Exserohilum turcica Et28A
Lineage: Eukaryota; Fungi; Ascomycota; Dothideomycetes; Pleosporales; Pleosporaceae
Exons: 1
Coding region: 123-2645 (840 amino acids)
Biological process (GO): protein processing
Cellular component (GO): trans-Golgi network; Golgi membrane
Molecular function (GO): serine-type endopeptidase activity
Source: RefSeq, a predicted model, not a curated record
CCCCCAUAUCCUCCCCCACGCUCCGGACUACAGUCGCGUACUGCUGGACAAGCCGAUACCGGGGCCCCGAGUUUAUGACUGCAGAGAGCCGCGCAUAAAUCCAUUCUCUCGGCCUCUCCGCAAUGCGCAUCCACGCCUGGGGCCUGCUGUCGGCCUUGACGGCGCUCGCUGCUGCAGCGAGCCAUCUGCCGCCUCGCAACUACACGAGCCACGACUAUUAUGCCAUCCACGUAUCACCAUCCACGUCUCCUCACGACCUCGCUGCCCAUCUGGGCUUGACGUACGAGGGCCCGCUCGGCUCGCUCGACGACCACCAUGUCUUCAAGGGUCCCAAACACGAAAAUGAUAUUGUCGACGACGCACAACAAGAGCUCAAGAGACGGCGACGCAAGCGCGAAGUCGGCCUCGAGCACCACCCGCUUGACGACAUCCGCUUCACCCAGAAGCAAAAGCUGAAGCCGCGCCACUGGAAGCGCGGCAUCAUACCCAAGCAGCCAGCCCCAGCUGGACCCCCGGUCACGGAAGCCGUCGAGGCCCAGCGCGAGGUUGCCAAACAGCUGAAAAUCAACGAUCCCAUAUUCGAAGAGCAAUGGCACAUCUUCAAUGUCAAGACACGUGGAAACGACGUCAACGUUUCAGGUGUGUGGCUGCAAGGCAUCACCGGCGAGGGUGUUACUGCAUGCGUGGUUGACGACGGCUUGGACUACAACAGCAACGACCUAAAGGACAACUUCUUUGCAGAGGGCUCCCACGACUACAACGACCACGAAGACCUGCCCACGCCCAAACUUUCCGACGACCGUCACGGCACAAGAUGCGCUGGAGAGAUUGCCGCGGCAAAGAACGACGUGUGCGGAGUUGGGCUUGCCUACGACGCAAAGAUCUCAGGUGUGCGCAUCCUCUCGGGCGACAUUACAGACAUGGACGAGGCACUCGCUAUCAACUACGAGAUGCAGAAGAACGACAUCUACUCGUGCUCAUGGGGUCCCCCUGAUGAUGGCCGGACCAUGCAGGCACCAGGCAUUCUCAUCACCAAGGCUAUGGUGAAUGCUGUCCAGAAAGGUCGCGACGGCAAGGGCAACAUCUACGUCUUCGCUGCGGGCAAUGGCGCGGCUAGCGACGACAACUGCAACUUUGACGGUUACACCAACAGUAUCUACAGCAUCACGGUUGGUGCCCUCGACCAGAACAACCAGCACCCAUACUACUCCGAGGCGUGCUCUGCCCAGCUUAUUGUGACGUACAGCAGCGGUGGCGGUGAGGCUAUCCACACGACCGACGUGGGCGUAAACAAGUGCACCAGCUCACACGGAGGCACAUCUGCUGCUGGGCCCAUUGGUGUCGGAGUGUAUGCUCUGGUGUUGCAGGCCCGCCCCGAGUUGACGUGGCGCGAUAUGCAGUGGCUCACAGUCAUGAGCGCUGUACCUUUUGACACCCCUAGCGACUGGACCAAGACAUCUCUCGGCCGCAUGUUCAGCCACCAGUUUGGUUACGGAAAGCUCGAUGCUUAUGCCAUUGUGGAGCUCGCCAAGACGUGGGAGCUUGUCAAGCCUCAAGCAUGGUUCUAUUCGCCCUGGAUGCAUGUCCGCAAGGCAAUCCCAGAGGGCGAUCAGGGUCUCGCCAGCACUUUUGAAGUUACAAAAGAAAUGCUCAAAGAGGCAAACCUUGAGCGUGUUGAGCACAUCACUCUGACCAUGAACAUAGAGCAUGACCGCCGCGGAGACCUCAGCGUCGAGUUGCGAUCGCCGAGUGGCAUGGUCUCGCACCUCUCUACGGCGCGCCGCGACGACGAGGCGCCUUAUGGCUAUAUCGAUUGGACCUUCAUGUCGGUCGCUCACUGGGGCGAAAGCGCCGUCGGCAAGUGGACCGUCAUUGUCAAAGACGUCAAAGCAGGCAAUGACAAGACGGGUAACUUUACAGACUGGAGGCUGCGUCUCUGGGGCGAAUGCAUCGACGCAUCCAAAGCCAAGCUGCUUCCCAUGCCCGACGGCCACGAAGAUGAUGAUCAUGACAAGAUUGAGGACCACCCGGCCAUUACUACUAGCAUUCCGGUGCCUUCUAGUACUGCACCUGCCAUGACCUCUCUUCCCGAUGACCACCCCGAUCGUCCCGUUAACCAGAAACCCACUCCCACUCCUACUACGGCUGACAAUGGUGUACAGAGUUCGGUUACCCCAACGCCUAGUGCAACGGAAACCGCAGCUCCAACCGAAAACUUCCUGCCCAGCCCCUUCCCCACGUUCGGUGUCUCCAAGCGCACGCAGAUCUGGAUCUACGGUGCUCUUUCUCUCAUUCUGGUCUUCAUUGUCGGUCUCUGCACAUACCUAUUUAUCGCCAGACGCAAGCGUAUGAAGGACUCGCGCGACGCAUACGAGUUCGAGGUGCUGGACGGCGAAGAGGACAGGGACGACCAGGGUUUGCUUUCCGGCGCUGGUGCUGGAGGCAGGAAGAAGCGCACCAAGAGGGGUGGCGAGCUAUACGAUGCCUUUGCCGGCGAGUCUGAUGAGGACUUGCUGAGUGACGAUGAGGGAGAUGAAGGCCCGUAUAGGGAUCAGGAACGCUACAACGAAAAGUAUGAUCAGGAUGAGGCUAGUGAAGAGGACGGAAGCGGCAGCGGUGCUAGCUCUUCUGGCAGGAAGCAGUAGGAAUGUUUUUAGCCUUGGCAUUGUUUUCCGCGGCGUCAAUGUUAUGCAUUCUUCCUUCUGUGAAUAGUUGGUCUUUUUGUCUGCGAAUGCAUUCUUGGGCGGCGUUUCCUUCGUUUUACAUGGUUGUACAAUAUCCCCAAAGGUUUUGAAAGCAAGCCAUAUUUUUGCAAUGCAGUCGCAGUCAGAGCAAUGAA